Messenger RNA from Paraphaeosphaeria sporulosa, 4670 nucleotides. RefSeq names its product DNA-directed RNA polymerase-like protein iii largest subunit. The coding region runs from base 87 to 4538 and encodes 1483 amino acids. The transcript has a single exon. The record is from RefSeq and is a predicted model, not a curated record. Gene Ontology annotation, molecular function: DNA binding; DNA-directed RNA polymerase activity. Gene Ontology annotation, biological process: DNA-templated transcription. NCBI's taxonomy places the organism in Eukaryota, Fungi, Ascomycota, Dothideomycetes, Pleosporales, Didymosphaeriaceae.
ACUCACCCGCACACGAGCAUGCCCGCCUGCUGCACCCCCGGACGGUAGCCCUGAUCCCCAGCUUGCGCCCGCAAGCACCCUCCCAAAUGGCGACCGCAACCGUCACCGCGACCGACGCCCGCCACGCCAAGGAGCAGGUCGUCGACAAAAUCCCCGCCCGCAUCAAGCACAUCCAGUUCGGCAUCUACUCGAAUCCCGACGUCGUCAACCAGGCGGUGCUCGAGGUGUCGGACCGCAAUGUCUACGACCUCACCACCACCGCCGACAAUGCCCGCUCCCUCACCGAGAACGGGCCCAUGGACACGCGCAUGGGCAUCUCCACCAAGGUGGGCAAGUGCACCACCUGCGGCGAGGGCCUGAACGAAUGCAACGGCCAUUUUGGCCACAUCAAGCUUGCGCUGCCUGCCUUCCAUGUGGGAUACCUCAAGCACAUCAUCGAAGUGCUCAACUGCAUCUGCAAAGACUGCUCGCGCGUGCUGCUGGACGUCCCGGAGCGGAGGAAGCAUCUGCGCACCAUGCGCCGCCCAGGCAUGGACAACCUGCAGCGGACCGCACACGCCAAGAAGAUCAUGGAAGAGUGUCGGAAGAGGAAGCAUUGCCCCUACUGCGGCGCACUCAACGGCACCGUGCGCAAGGUCCCUGGACAUCCUCUCAAGGUCAUCCACAACCGCUACGACGCCUUCCUGCGCUCUACCGCCAAGACGAAGAAGACACCCCUCGGACGGAGAGAAUUCGAGCAGUCUUUCGAAACAGCGAGAGCAGCCAACAAUGAGGUUGACAAAAACUUCAAAAAGGCAGUCGAUGACAUGCACCCGCUGCGGACCCUCAACCUCUUCAAGAAAAUUUCGCCCGAAGACUGUGAGCUGUUGGCCAUGAUUCCUGAGGACGCCCGCCCAGAGAUGCUGAUCUGGGAAUAUAUGCCUGUACCACCCGUGGCUAUCCGGCCUUCCGUCAUGCAGGAGGCAGGAGCAACCGAGGACGACAUCACCAACAAGAUCGGUGACAUCUGCCACAUCAGUAGCAUCAUCCGAGCCGGGCUUGCGCGCGGCUUCCCUCUCCAGAUACUCAUGGAGCAGUGGGACUUCUUACAACUACAAAUCGCCAUGUACAUCAACAGCGAGACGCCGGGCUUGAAGCAGCAGGGACUCCAAAAGACGAUGCGCGGCUUCUGUCAACGACUCAAGGGAAAGGGUGGUCGAUUCCGGCAGAAUCUGUCUGGGAAGCGAGUCGACUUCUCAGGUCGCACCGUUAUUGGUCCCGACCCUAAUCUCGCCAUCGAUGAGGUGGCGGUGCCCCAGCGUGUUGCAAAGAAUCUGACAUAUCCCGAAAAGGUCACCAGAUACAACAUGGUGAAAAUGCAAGGGCUUGUUAAGAGGGGCCCCUUCGUCCACCCUGGCGCGAACAACAUCAUCAAGCUCAACGGACGCUCUAUGGCGCUGAGCAUUCUGGCACGCGAUACGACAGGUCAAAAGCUCAAGGAUGCUUCUGAUCGGUUGCAGAUUGGCGACAUUGUGGAGCGUCACCUCGAAGAUGGUGACAUAGUGCUCUUCAACCGUCAACCCUCCCUUCACAGGCUUAGUAUCCUCAGUCACCGCGCCAAAAUUCGACCCUGGCGGACAUUCCGACUCAACGAGUGCGCCUGCAAUCCUUACAACGCUGAUUUUGACGGCGACGAGAUGAACUUGCACGUGCCCCAAACCGAAGAAGCCCGGACAGAGGCGACUGAGCUCAUGGGCGUCAAAUACAAUCUAGCCACCCCCAAGAACGGAACACCACUCAUUGCUGCCAUUCAAGAUUUCAUAACAGCAGCAUACCAACUCAGCAGCAAAAACAACUUCUUCGACCGAGGAACCUUCACUCAAAUUUGCAACUACAUGUUCGCGGGAGAGGGCGCGUUCGAUCCUUCCACGGGCAAAAAGCACGCUAUCGAACUACCGCCACCUACAGUCUUGAAGCCGCAGGCUCUCUGGACCGGUAAACAGGUCUGGAGCGUUCUCAUGCGUCCUUUUAGGGACUACGGAGGGCGCGAUAGGCCUGUCUUGGUCAAUCUCGAAGCAAGAUGUAAACAGUUCAAGGCCAAGGCAGGCGUCGCGGACGACCUCAACGAAGACGACGCGUUCCUGGUCAUCCGGAACUCCGAAGUCAUGUGCGGUUGCUUCGACAAGGCCACAGUCGGUGACGGAAAGAAAGAUUCCGUGUUCUACGUCAUCAUGCGUGACUUUGGAGAAGACUAUGCAGUCCAAGCCAUGAAUCGACUUGCAAAGGUUUCCGCCCGCUGGCUCACCAACAACGGAUUCUCCCUAGGCAUCAAUGAUGUUACACCCGGAGACAGACUGAAUCAGAAAAAGCAAGCUCUCAUCGACAAGGCGUACGCGGAAUGCGAUGUGUUGAUCCAGCAGUACAAGGCAGGCACGAUUGAGCGCAUGCCGGGCUGCGACGCUUUGACAAGUAUGGAGAACAAGAUUGGUGGUAUUCUGUCUGCAGUCCGUGCGGCUGCUGGUGAGGUGUGUUUCGAGGAGCUUAGCAGAUGGAAUGCGCCUCUGCUCAUGGCCAAGUGCGGAUCCAAGGGUUCGAACAUCAACGUCUCCCAGAUGGUUGCUUCCGUUGGUCAGCAGAUGAUUGGCGGUGCGCGUGUCGCCGAUGGAUUCCAGCACAGAACACUUCCGCACUUCCCGAAGGCUGCUCGUCAACCCGUCUCGAAAGGUUUUGUCAGCAACAGUUUCUUUUCUGGCCUGACGCCUCCAGAGUUCAUCUUCCACGCUAUGAGUGGACGUGAAGGACUUGUCGACACUGCGGUCAAGACAGCCGAAACAGGUUACAUGAGUCGAAGACUGAUGAAGUCGCUCGAAGAUCUGUCCAAGCAAUACGACAACACUGUCAGCAAUUCUUCUGGGACGGUCGUGCAGUUUCAGUACGGAGCCGACGAUCUUGACCCCGUCGAUAUGGAGGGCAAGGCCGCCCCGGUGAACUUCGUUCGUACCUUCACCCACGCAGUUACUAUAACUUGGAACAACGCCGUUCCCAGCCUUACGCCCAACGCAGUACGAGAGUUCACUGAGGCGAGGCUCAAUAAGAGGCGGAACGCUAAAGACCUCCGUCGCAUGAAGCUCGACCAGGUUACUGAGCUUGACUUCAACGACGAGACCGACAUUGGCCUCGACGACAAGGACCCCGAGCGUGCCUUCUUAAACGACGUGCAGAACUUUGUCUUUAAACAGGCGGACAAACUGGAAAAGACGCUAGCUGAUCUAGGACUGCCUGAUCCAUCCAACGCCACCAGCGAACGAUCUGACAGUGACACUGCGAGGUAUGGUCUGGCAGACGGUAUUGCCAAGAUAUCAGCGCAGGCGCUCGAGACGUUCAUCGAGCUUUGCCUCACCAAGUAUGACAGGUCCAAGGUGCAGCCAGGCCACGCUGUAGGUGCUAUCGGUGCCCAGUCGAUCGGAGAGCCGGGUACCCAGAUGACGCUCAAGACUUUCCAUUUUGCCGGUGUCGCCGGUAUGUCCAUCACCCAAGGUGUUCCCCGUAUCAAGGAAAUCAUCAACGCGUCCACCGCCAUCUCCACGCCAGUCAUCGCAUGUCAGUUGUCCAACCCGGACCUGGAAUCCGCCGCGAGAAUCGUCAAAGCCCGCGUGGAAAAGACAUACCUGAAGGACAUCAUUACUUACAUUGAAGAUAUUUGGCACCCAGAUGGUUCCGCGCGCAUCAACAUGGGUCUCUGCGAGGAAACGAUUAGAAGUCUCUCGCUCGAUCUCCACGACCACGAUAUUAUCGCGGGAAUCAACAAGCACAAGCCGCUCAAAUGGGGCAAAGCCGGCGCCAAAGUCACCAUCAAGAACGGCAAGACCGUCACAAUCUUUAUCAACGACCCAAAGUUCGAGAAGAAGCCCGCCGCAAAGUCGACAAAAACCAUACAAAAGGAGCACUUCGAGCGCGUCCAGCAGGUCAAAACGCUCGUCCUCGAUGCUGUCAUCAAAGGCUUCCCCGACUGCGUGCGCGCCAUCAUCAAGAAGGAGACCUCGCCCAACGCCCGCGGCAACUACGAGUGCCAGCUCCUGGUCGAGGGCUACGGCCUCAAGGACUGCAUGACGACCCCCGGCAUCGAGCCCUACCAGACCAAAUCCAACCACGUCAUGGAGGUUAACCAGGUCCUCGGCAUCGAGGCCGCGCGCGCCACCAUCGCGGCGGAAAUCGGCUCCGUCAUGGGCUCCAUGGACAUCGAUCCCCGCCAUAUGGCGCUGCUGGCCGACGUCAUGACGUUCAAGGGCGCGGUGUUUGGCAUCACGCGGUUCGGCCUGCAGAAGACGAGGGACAGCGUGCUGCAGCUUGCGAGCUUCGAGAAGACGCCCGACCAUCUGUUUGAGGCAGCGGCGAAGGGGAAGAUUGACAACAUCGAUGGUGUGAGCGAGUGCAUCAUCAUGGGGCAGAGUGUCAAGCUGGGCACGGGGAGUAUGGAGGUGUAUCGGCCGCUGGAGUUUGGGGAGGGUGAUAUUCAGGUGAAGCCGACGAUGUUCGAGGCCGGGUGGGAUGCGUUGUAAAAGCAGGUGUAUAGCAUGGUACGGCGUUGGGCAGGCGUUUUACCUUUUUGCAGCAUAGCGACGGAUAUCUGGACGAAUGAGCAUCGAAUCGAAGAGCAUGUACACGAAUAUUGAGAAUGGGAUCUGACUGCA